AUGGUUAGUCAUCGGAAAGAGUGCCUUCUGUGGCUGCUAGUUGCCCUCAGUGGCUGUCACCCAAUUGCCUCACAGCAACUACAGGGUCCACCUCGUCCCAGGGGGCGUAUACGUAUUGCGGAUAUGCAAAUUCCCGCUUCUGCCGGUGGAGCAUCUGUCCCUUCCCUGGGAAAUUGGCCAAGUUUGCCGGCUGCAGGUCCCAUCAGUUCCACGGUGCACACCCACAUUCCACUGUUGCGCGAGCAGAACGCCCCCCUAGCGGCCACGCCCAGUCAGGAGGCGGUGGUGUACGGCAACUGGAAGCCAGAGCAUCCGGCGAAGCCCGAGGAGAUGGUGACGGAAAUGGAGUCGGAUCAACAGCCCAGGGAGCGGGUCUACGGGAGACUAGAGGCCAUGCUCAUGGGAAUGCCAGCGGAUGCCAUUGAUGACAAGCCGUCGAGUUCCAGUGAAGAGCAGACCGCUCCCAUUGCACCUGGUGGCUAUCAAAAUCCCGCUUACUCUCGGUCAGCCAGCUUUGAGAGAUCGCCGGAGAAGCAUGGUCGCCGGCGGAUUACCACCCAGCAAGCGCCACACCAAUUCGAGGUGUUGAGGAUGAACAACACGGAUCCUAUACUGAAGGAGGUGGCCAAGCAGAACAACGAUUCCGUGGAGUCUACGACGACGGACAUCCGGAGAAAUCCUCAGCACUCCGCCGACGACAACUGGAUGCCCUUGCCUUAUCCCUAUCCCUACGACACCACAAUGCCAGCGCCAGCCGCAUCAAGCUCUAUGAUUCCCGGAUUUAUGCAAUCCUCGGUGGUGCAUCCACCGACACCCACACAGGCCACUCGAUCCACUGAGGGACUACUCAACUGGCCCACUGAUUUCAUCGACAGUUCCUCCCAGAACAUGGCGAGCACCGAAAGGAUCGACCGGAAUCUCCAUGGGAACAUCGACAGGCACGAUGAGAACGUCUCGGAUCCGGCGGAUGAGUACAAGUACUAUGAGGACUCCCUGAACUCCGCCCAGAUGCACAGUGAGCUGAGUGUUCCGGAGACAAUGCCCCUGAACAUAACCCGGGUGGGCAUCCCUUACGAGGAUCGAAAUGCUUCCGAGGAGCCGACCAUUUGUGUGCCACUCACCGUCUCGGAAACUUCGCUCUCCUCCGACAGCAUUGUGCCCCAAAUGGUGGAAGUGGAAAGGGUCUACUGCUUUCCCCUCCCCAAAGUGGAGAUUCGUCCUGGUCACGUUCGUCCGCAGGUGGAAGAGGUGACCAGGGAGCAGGAGAUCCAGGAAGUAGAUAUGGAUAUGCAACCAACGGAAACACCAGAACCCAGUGAUUCCACCGCUGGCGCGACUCGAAGAUCUCUUGGCACCCUUACACUGCUCCUCAUCAUUGGUUGGAGCUUCCGGCCAGGAAUUCGAACUUAGAAUUAGGAUCCA
Molecule: messenger RNA, 1422 nt
Organism: Drosophila subpulchrella
Lineage: Eukaryota; Metazoa; Arthropoda; Insecta; Diptera; Drosophilidae
Exons: 2
Coding region: 1-1410 (469 amino acids)
Source: RefSeq, a predicted model, not a curated record